Parnassius apollo (apollo) is the source of this 1965-nucleotide messenger RNA. The record is from the annotation of a GenBank genome assembly. NCBI's taxonomy places the organism in Eukaryota, Metazoa, Arthropoda, Insecta, Lepidoptera, Papilionidae.
AUGAAUGAGGAGGCACUGUUGGCACGUGCUUCCGAGGAGCGGGAGCGUAUCUUUCAGAGAUAUGAGCGGGGUCGAGAAAAUCUUGUCGGCCAAAUAGACCCUUGGGAAGAUCCAGAAUUUGAAGAGUAUCACAAAACUGACAGAUAUGGUUUCAUCCACGAUGAGCGCUUACCGCAGAAAACGGCAUCGCAAAGAGUCACCACCGAGGUGGAAAGGGAAAAAAAGUGGGUCAAAAUGCUUGCAAAUUGGGACUCUCCAACAACCAAGGAAAAAUUGCAUAGGCGAAUAUACAAAGGCAUUCCAUUAUCUCUACGCAUGAAAGUAUGGUGUAAGCUGUUGGAUAUUAAUAGAAUUAAAUCUGAAAAAGUUGGUAAAUACCAAGAGAUGCUUAAAUUAGCCAAACAAUGGUCAACUGAUGUAAGACAAAUUGAUUCAGAUGUUAAUAGACAAUUUCGUGAGCAUCAGUUUUAUAGGGAGAGGUAUUCUGAGAAGCAGUGUUCGUUGUUUAAUGUACUAUGUGCAUAUAGUAUGUAUAAUUCGGAAGUUGGUUAUUGCCAAGGCAUGUCUGGUUUGGCAGGAGUUUUGUUAAUGUAUAUGGAUGAAGAGGAUGCCUUUUGGGCACUUGCAGUACUCUUGUCUGAUAAGAGGUACGCCAUGCACGGACUGUAUAUUGAAGGCUUUCCAAAGCUAACGAGAUUCCUAGAACAUCAUGAUAAGAUCCUCACAAAGUUUAUGCCGAAACUGAAACAUCAUUUUGACAAGUUUGGUUUAGAUGCAAUAUUAUAUUCUCUUAAAUGGUUUUUCGUAUGUUUUGUGGAACGAGUGCCCUUUAGCCUGUGUUUGAGAGUAUGGGAUAUUUAUUUACUUGAUGGUGAAAGAGUGAUAACAGCAAUGGCAUAUACAAUAUUAAAAUUACACAAAAAGGCGAUAAUGAAGCUUAAUGACAUGGAUUUGAUUGUAAAUUAUAUUCAAGUAAAGUUGCAUAAAGAUUUCGGCUACGAAGAUGAUAUUGUGAUUAACCACUUGGAGCGUUCUAUGGAAGAGUUAAAACGAGCCAAACUUGAUUACCCUGGGCAGCCGCCUGCCAAUGAGUUACCAAAGCGACAACUUGGCAUGUUUGUGGAGCCGGAUAAGAAGUCAAAAAUUGGUCAGCGUGCGGAAAACUUUUCCGAUACGGAGAAGCAGGCCAGAGCAACGGUAAUUUUAAGACGUGAAAAAGCAGCACUGGAGUUGCAAGAGCUACGCGUUUCACAGAGUGAUACAGUUUCAGACAACACUCUUGCUUGCGGUGCUCCUCUCCGUACUUCCCAAGCUUCCAUGGACAUCCACUUGGAGUCUCCCACCCUGAGUCCUAAUUGCAAGAUCGAUCUCAAAUCGAGAAGUUAUCUUGUCAGACAGCACAGCGGCGUUGCGAGCGGCGCUCGUUGCGAGGAUUCUGUUUCGGCGCUCGGCUCGAGGCGCUCCCUGGCUGACACGAGCGUGACGAGCACGGCUGACCUCAGCGUGUUCUCCAGCGGGCGCUCGCACGCACCCGACAACUCGCUCGACACGCAUAGCAACGUCAGCGACGACGGCACUGGGUCAGAUGGGUCCGGUGUAUGCGGGAUGAGUAUCCAGAGGGCGCCAUCAACCGCACAUUCCACUCCACGAGCGACGCCGCACCCACAUUCAGUAUCUCCUAUAUCCGAUGACGUGGUACGAAUUCAUGUGACGUACAACCCUCUGUCAGCCAGCCCUUCCCAUUUGCACCCCAUUAGCCCUUCAAAGUUCAAGACCUAUACCGAGGAACACCACAAACCGGUAUCCUUGGGUUUUUAUACGACUAACGGCAGCAAUCGUCCGUCAGAUAACAGAAUCAGGAUACAGGUGCCGUCAGAGGAACUGUUGACCCCAGUCGUGGAUUCUGGGCGGAUAAUCUCACAACGUUACAUUGAAUCUCAUUCGGAUCUGUAUGAUCUUAAAUAA